UCACUUUCAACAACUAGCAAUGGCUUUCCGAUUCAUCGUCAUGACAUGCCUUGUGGCGGCCGCUAGCGCCGGCCUGGUGCCCGCAGCAGUCUCGUACGCCGCGCCGGCCUACCACACCGCGCCCGUGGCUUACGCCGCAGCGCCUGUCGCCAAGCUUGCCGUAGAGGAAUACGACGCACAUCCGCAAUACAGCUUCGCUUACGACGUGCAAGACGGUCUCACCGGAGACUCCAAGUCCCAGCAUGAGACCCGUGAUGGUGACGUCGUUCGCGGCUCCUACUCUGUCGUCGACCCUGACGGCACCAAGCGCACCGUCGACUACACCGCCGACCCUCACAACGGUUUCAACGCCGUCGUCAACAAGGAGCCUGUCGCCGUGAAGGUCGCCAAGGUCGCUGCGCCCGUCGCCUAUCACGCUGCCCCCGUCGCCUACCACGCCGCUCCCGUAGUGCACGCCGCCCCGGUUGCCUACCACGCUUCACCGGUGGUACACGCCGCGCCCCUUUCGUACUCUGCCCCUAUCUACCACCAUUAAAUGUGCCAUUGCCAAAAUAAUUUGUAGAUAGUACCAAUAUUUAAUGCUAAUAAAAUAAGUCAAUGAAUAAUAUGGUAAUUUCUUUUUAUUCAGUUCAAUUUUUACAAGCUGAGCGCCUACAAAAAAACACUGGCUUUUUGUAAAGGUCCAGCUUAUUAGGACACCAAACAAUCGAAACAUAG
Papilio xuthus (Asian swallowtail) is the source of this 717-nucleotide messenger RNA. NCBI's taxonomy places the organism in Eukaryota, Metazoa, Arthropoda, Insecta, Lepidoptera, Papilionidae. The record is from RefSeq and is a predicted model, not a curated record.